This is a messenger RNA of Mangifera indica (mango), 1025 nucleotides long. RefSeq names its product cucumber peeling cupredoxin-like. The coding region runs from base 138 to 779 and encodes 213 amino acids. The record is from RefSeq and is a predicted model, not a curated record. Gene Ontology annotation, cellular component: plasma membrane. The transcript has 2 exons. NCBI's taxonomy places the organism in Eukaryota, Viridiplantae, Streptophyta, Magnoliopsida, Sapindales, Anacardiaceae. Gene Ontology annotation, molecular function: electron transfer activity.
AACACACCGGCUUUUUCUUAUUCCCGUAUCAAUAUUUUAUCUUCCAAAUUCCUCUUUAAAACCCAGGACCGGAAGGAAACCCACUUCAAAAGUCAUUAGAUCGAACCGCUGAUAUUAAAAUAAGACACUCUAUAGUCAUGACCACCCCCACCAUCACCGCCUCUCUAUAUCUGACGGUGAUGGCACUCCUCAUCACCACCGUAGCAUCGCAAUACACCAAUUACACCGUCGGUGCCUCCUCUGGCUGGUUCUUUGACGCCAAAAACAACAUCUCCGCCACUAAUUACUCCUCAUGGGCCUCUAACCAAACCUUUAAUCUCGGAGACUUUCUCAUUUUCAAUACGAACAGCAACCAGACCGUGAUCUUAACAUACAACGAGACCACGUUUAAUAUUUGCACCACCGACGAUGCAUCAGACAAUGAUACUCUCCACUACGACGGUGGCAGCACUGAGUUUGGUCAAUCGAUGACCAUUGCAGUCCCAUUGACUAUUACAGGUCCCAACUACUUCUUCUCUGACGCUGACGAUGGCAUCCAGUGCCAACGUGGCAUGGCAUUCCAGAUCUCCGUCAAUCACGGCCAGGGCUUGCCUCCCAGUCUCAAUCAACCGCCUCCCCCGCCUUACGUCGCGCCGCCUGGACCCGACACCGCUCAAUCGCCGCCGAUUACGAUCGUGGGUGGGUCACCGUCGCUGUUCAAUGGUGCAUCAAGUAGCCUUCUUAACGUGCGCUCUUUGCUGCCUUCGUUGCUACUCUGUCUUGCAGCCGCCCUAGUGUGAAACGGGCAAGGAUUGGUAUUUUUUUAAUUUAAUGGGGCCAUUUUGGACUUCGUAUAAUUUUGAGAUUACAUGCGCUUUGGUUGGGAAAUGUUUGGAUACAGGAUUAGGGUGAGCUUUGCCAGGGAUGGACUCAUACAUUCAUGGGCUGGGUGGGUUCCACAGAUUCUUUUGUAUUGAUUUGGAGAGCCUAAUUUCUUUGUUAUUCAUAAAUCCGAGAGAAAUCAAAAUCAAUUAAUCAACCAUCAA